Messenger RNA from Prunus avium (sweet cherry), 2849 nucleotides. Lineage: Eukaryota; Viridiplantae; Streptophyta; Magnoliopsida; Rosales; Rosaceae. The record is from RefSeq and is a predicted model, not a curated record.
CGAGCAAAAUGGGGUACAAAAAAACGAGAGAGCCAAACCCGCGCGACAGAAUGAGAAGGGAGUCAGAGUCACAGUGAGCACCACGACGACGCCGACGACGACGCCAUGGCUACGAAUAAGAGUACAGAUAAAGAAAAAGGCCCAGAAAAGGUCUCGAACAAAGGGAGAUCAUGCAAAGGAACACUUUAUUAUUCAACCGCUCUCAAAUCCAAAGCUUACAAUCCUAUCUGCCUCGGCGUUCCUCGCACCCUCCCUCAAGUGCCUGACUCAGUAGUUGUAGAAACUGAGAUGGAGGCUUCUAAAGAGGAUCGACAUCUUGCUGAUUUUCGUUAUGCUUGUGCUGGUUACUCUAUUUAUUUGGAUCGAAUUAAAGAAGAACCUUCUCAAAAGAACACAUCAGAAUUGCCCAUUUGUGUUGGCUUGGAGCUAUGAGCUAUUCACGGAGGUUGUGACUUUUGAGUUUUUGGUGCAAAUUGGAGCAGGAUCGUUCUUAGAUAGCUGGAAGUAAUAUGCUUUUGGUUGGCAAAAGAAUCUAUAAAACGUCACCAGCUGCCGCUCCUGUUUCUACCCAUGUUCAUCACAAAGAGGAUGUUCGUGAAGUCCCUCAGACUCAGAGGCACCAACCACCUACUCAAUCUGCCGGAACUGUUUUCUUGAACAAGUUUUCAAGAAAUGCAGAUCUUGUUGCUUCAGGGGUGACUAAGAACGUGUAUAAAGUAGGUAACUACAUAAAAGGAAGUCUCUCAGAUUUUUUGUUCCCAUACAGAGGGAGAUCAAAGUAAGAUGGCUUGUUGAAGAUAUUGGACGAAUGAAUAAAUAUACUGAAGAAGCGGGAUUCGGCUUCAAGUCAACCUGGUUUCUGUGCUUGUUUAUAACACCUCACUCCACAUUUUGAGCAAUAUAAUGUUAGUGCAACUGCUAGUCGUAGUCGUAGAUGGCGAUUAUUAUUUGUUCUCUCACUGUUUAUUUAGUUGUGGAGGAAUGUGACAAGAGGUUCUGUUUUUUUAUUUUUUUUGGGUCUGAACAAGAGGUUCUGUUAUGUAUGAUACAAUGAAAUCCAAAUUGUACUAUCAUGCAAGUGAAUUGAAUUUAGCUGAGGAGUUGUUGCAAGGAAGGAAUGGAGUUUAUGUCUCUUCUCUACACAUGCGUUCGUCUAUGACUGUGAGCGACACGCACGUGUGAACGACAUUAAUGUACCUGCACACGCACAUCUUGAUAUUCAUUUUUUUCUUGCCAUAUUCGAAUUCCAAUCCAUAUUUUUUUUUCAUUUUUCUUUUAUUUUGGGGUAAUGGGGGUUUCUCUGACUAAACCAGUAAGAUUAGAUGAAGAUAAUGUAUUGGUCUUGUGAGCUGGUUCAUUAGAAAAGCCAAAGUUAUAAAACUAAUUUGCAGCACCCCCAUGACCAAUGGACCUGCCUGCCUCCAGCUAAAAAGGUCUGAAUUAUCGUAGAGACGAUAAUACAACUACUUAAUUAAGAAACGUGCUUAAGAUAAUUAGCAGUUUGUGUUCAAUUAUUAGUAGUUUGCAAAAAUAAAAUAGAAAAAGGUGGUGCGCGCUGUUUUGGGCAAAAGCUAAUCAAAUAGCAGCAAGCAAGCAACCGCGAAAUCAAACCCAACUCUUUCUUCUCUUCGCGAAUCCCAAGAAGGACACAAGGACAACAAGCCUAUCCAGGUUCAUCCUCUCUUCUUGGAUUUCUCAGCUAACAAUAAAACCUUCUCUCUCUACGCUCUUAGCCCCGUUUCGUAGCUUUUCCGAUACAGAUUCUCUCAUUGUUCUUCGCGCGAUUUGUUUGACCGAUCAAAGGAAGGUUUCAGACGCCGAUUCAGAAUCGAUUGAUAUUUUUGGGGCUUGAGAUUUUCAAUUAGCAUUCGGAAAUCAGGUUCUGCGGAAAUCGAAUUCGAAUGGCCGCUGCUGCGGCGUGUAAACGGGUCGGGCAAUUAGGAACCAAUUCGGGGUUCGGAUUGUCCGGUUUCGGAGGUCCUGCUGCUUCGAAAGUUGCGGUGUCUCCGUCUUUGGAGUACAGGCAUUUGGAUUGCAGACUAACUUCUCAGCUCGUCAAAUCUAAUGGAAAGCGAUUGUUUCUCGUCGACACAUUAGCCUUGGUUAGGAGAUUAGAGGGCCAAGGGGUGCCCUCAAAGCAUGCCGAGGCGAUAACAGCUGCCAUUACUGAAGUUUUGAACGAUAGCUUGGAAAAUGUGUCUCAUUCAUUUGUUUCCAAAGGAGAGAUGCAGAAAACCGAGAUGAUCCAAGAAUCCAAUUUGUCCAAAUUCAAAUCCGAAAUUCAAAGCGCACAGGGACACCAUUUUUCUUCGUUGCAACACGAGACUGAAAAACUUAGGAAUGAUAUAGAGAAGAUGCGUAGCGAAUUGAGGUAUGAAAUCGACAAAGUUACUGCAGGGCAGCGGUUGGACUUGAAUCUUGAAAGGGGGAGGAUACGGGAAGAGCUAUCAAAUCAGAAUGCAGAAACCAAUAACCUUACUAACAAACUUGAUCGGGAAAUUCAUGCUCUAAGGGCACAGGUGGAAGCAGCAAAAUAUGAUGUCAUAAAAUACUGCAUAGGUACUCUUGUUUCCAUUUCUGCUGUUGGUCUUGCUGUGCUUCGUAUCUUGAUGUAAACGUUUUUUUAUAGCUGACGAUGACAAAACCCAAAAGGGGAAAAGGUUCAUUCUUUUCAAGCUGUUGUAUUUUUAUUUUCAAUUUUUUUGGGUUACAAGCUGUUGUAUUUUUAAGAAAUAUGAUAAAGAUGUGAAAGAUUAGGACAUUGUAAGUGGGGCCUAGCCCAAGGAAGAAUUCAAUUACGCAAACCAAAUAUUCAUCUUGUUAGAAUUCAAUUAAGUCCUCUUUGCCUC